Molecule: messenger RNA, 213 nt
Organism: Prunus armeniaca (apricot)
Lineage: Eukaryota; Viridiplantae; Streptophyta; Magnoliopsida; Rosales; Rosaceae
Source: the annotation of a GenBank genome assembly
AUGAUGAGGUGCCGAAAGGCAUCACUCAAGCUGAAUGACGACAGGGCACGAGGGUGCCGGAGGCAACACCAAGCUAGCAUGUCGCAAGGCAAGGUGGCUAGGCACGAGGGUGCCGGAGGCAACACCAAGCUCGCAUGUCGCAAGGCAAUGUGGCUAGACACGAAGGUGCCGAAGGGGACACAAAGCUUGCGUGUCGCAAGGCGAUGUGACUAG